AUGUACAAUCCUUACCAACAAGGUACAGGUUACCAACAACCUACUGGGUAUUAUAGCCAACAACAACAGGUUCAACAACAACAACAACAGCAACAACAACAGCAACAGCAGCAGCAACAGCAGCAGCAACCUCAAUAUCAGCAGCAAUACCAGCAAUUACAGCCACAGUUCCAACAACAGCAACCACAGCCGCAACCACCAGUCCAAUAUGCAGGUUAUGGAGCCGGAGCAAAUGUAACUCAAACUGGUGUAUAUAAUAAUCCCAACCAAAGCUCUGCUGUGCCAAGCAGCAACACAUUGGCUGGAAAUAAUCAAUACCAACAAAACAAUGCCAAUUACACAGGGCUUCACUCAAAUAUCAACAAUCAAGGAUAUGUUCAAAAUACCAAUUUAUCUACCUCUCAAAUUCCAACCAUGAAUCAACACUUACAACCACAAGGUACUGGGUUUUAUGGAAGUUCCAAUAGUGCUGCGUCAAUGCCAAAUAUCAUGCAACAACCUCAAUUACAACCAAUCCAAAAUCAAAUGACCGGCAGCUACACUUCCAAUAUGCAACAAUCUCAAAUCCAACCAGUUCAAAAUCAAGUAACUGGUGGGUUUGGUGCCAAUAUACAAAUGUCGCAACAGCCUCAACCAAUUCAAAAUCAACUAACAGGAAGCUUCAAUUCUAACAUUCAAAGCCAAGCGCAACCACAAGUAGUAAAACCACUAUUACCUCAACAAACUGGUUAUUAUAUGCAAACAUCUCAAAUCCCAUUAGAACCUUUGAAACCGACUGCUACAGGUUUUAUCAAUUCAUUUGCCAAUAAUGGUGUUAAUAAUGAACUUAAAAUACCAACAAUGAGAUUAUCCUUCAUUACUGCCGUAGACCAAGCUAAAUUUGAAACCUUGUUUAGAUCCAUGGUCAAACCUGGUUCUAAUACCAUCUCAGGUGCAGAUUGUAGAACAAUCUUAAUGAAGUCCGGCUUGCAACCAAAACAACUGGCCAAAAUUUGGGCUCUAUGUGACACCAGUAAAGCUGGGAAAUUAUUAUUUCCUGAGUUUGCAUUAGCCAUGCAUUUGAUUAAUGACGUUUUACAAGGUGAUUCCAUACCAUACGAAUUAGAUACUCGAACUAAAAAUGAAGUUUCCAGUUUUAUCGACAUCAUUAAUUCAAACGUAGCUUUUACCAGUUCUCAAACGAAGACUCCAUUUGAUGAGUUAAUGAUGACUCAAGGCGUAAUGAAUUUACAACCUCAACCUACAGGAUCAAUCCCCACAACAAGUUUUGGUAUGCCAUUACAAACUCAAAUCACUGGUGGUGGUGGUGCUGGUAUGUUGAAUCCUCAAUCUACUGGGUUCAUGCCUCAAACCAGUUUCGGUAUGCCAAUGCAAACUACUGGUGGUCGCUUAAUGGCUCAAAACACAGGGAUGUUACAACCUCAAAACACAGGUAUGAUUCCUCAAACGUCAUUUGGAAUGCCACUACAAAAUCAAAUGACUGGUGGUGCCGCCACAAUACCACAGUUGUCGUUCAAUCAAGCCCCACAACAACCAUUACAACAAUUUAACGUUGGAUUACAACAGCAAAGAACUGGAUACUUGCCACCUUCCAAUUUCACAACUUCUAUGCCAUUGACCGCUCAAAAGACUGGGUUCGGUAAUAAUGAGAUAUAUUCUCAAUCUAACUUCACAAAUAAGUUAAAUCAAGUUAGUACUGAAGAUGCAAUCAGUGAUCAAGAAAAAUCAUUAUUUUAUAAGAUUUUUGAAACCUAUGAUACUGAAAAACGUGGUCAUUUAGUCUCAUCUACCGCUGUCGAAAUCUUUAGAAAAUCUGGGUUGAAUAGAAGCGAUUUGGAACAUAUUUGGAAUCUAUGUGACGUCAAUAACUCAGGAACAUUAACAAAGCAAGAAUUUGCAUUAGGUAUGCAUCUAGUCUAUAGGAAACUAAACGGUAAUGAAUUACCAAAUAGGUUACCUCCUAGCUUGGUUCCUUCUAGUACUCAGAUCUUGAACAAUGUUAGGGAUCAAUUGAAGUCAGACCAUGAAAAUGAUUCUUUACCUUCUACAAGAAUGAAUGGAUUAAGUUACAGAAAUAAUGAUGAAGAAGAGACUUUACCAAGUUUCAGAAAUCGUAGAACUGUUUACUCAACGGAAUCUCCUGAUCAACAAUCGCCAGCACAAGCAAAACAAGAAUUCGUUGUUCCCAAAACAGAACCAAAACCAUCUCCACCUAAGGAGGCAAAACCUAUCAAAUCAUCUUAUGCUUCUAAGGUAGCUCCAGCACCAUCUACUGAAAAAUUAUCAGCUUCAGAGAACAUGGACCGUAUCAAUUCCACACAAGAGGAAAUUAAAUCGUUAAUUGAAGGAACAACAUUAGCCAACGCAUCAAUUCCAAAAGAUCUAAGAAACAGAUUUGAAACAUUAGUGAACGAAUUACCAUCGCUAUUUGAACAAAUUUCUCAAAUUGACAACGACAUCAGUGCCGCCAAGAUUCAAUUGUUUAAAUUGAAAAAUCCGCCAUCUAUAAUUGGGACAGGACCAAAUGGUGAAAUUACAGAUAGCGAUAGACAAAAAGCUAAGAGUAGAGCAUUAUUGAAAUCCAGAAUGGCGGCUUUGACUGGUAAACCUGUGGAACCGGUUGCUGAUGAAACUGAAGUUUAUCAAGAGGAAUUAUCCAAGAUUAAAAACGAAAGUGAAGCUAAUAAAGAAAUUAUUAACGAUAUUAGAGAUUCUAUAUCUGAUCUUUCCGCUUCAUUGAAAUCAAACAUUACUGGUCGCACAGUGGACACUUCUUCAAGAGAUUUUGAAAAAUGGGAAUUCGGUAUCGGUGUUGAGGAUGAGGUUCGUAAUUUCAUCUACAAGUUGAAUACAGGCGCAAUUACAUUAGAGAACUCACAAUCUACUAGUACUGCUCCAGUUCCAGGGGCAAUUCAAGAUGUUGAAGCAAGAGCUAAUCGCUUAAAGGAGCAAGCCCAAAAGAAAAUGAAAGAAAGAUUAGCCAAAUUCGGUUUAGCUAAGAGAGAUAGAUCAUCAAGAUCGAGAUCAAGAUCAGGAAGUGAAGCAGCCUCUAAUGUCGCUACUCAGCCACCUAUCAAUGAGAAUAACGGUCCAGUUGCUGCAACCCCUUCGAAGUAUUCAACUCCAUUCGAAAAUGAAGAUGCUGUUAAAGCUUCUAAGGACAUUGAUGAAAGUGAUGGUGAUGAUGAAGAAGAAGAAGAAAAACGCUUAAUGGAAGAAUUAAAUAAAUUGAAAUCAAAGAAAAAGGCAGAGAAAGAAAAAAGAUUAGCUGAAUUACGUCAACAGAUUGAACAUGAAAAUAAGCAAACAAUUGAACAUCCUGUUGCAGCACCGCAGCAAGUAACUGAACUGGCAUCUGAAACAAAUGAUUAUGGACAUGACACAAUAGCAGCUCAAGCGUCAACAGCUAGUACUGAUAAUCUAGUUAUGAACAAGAGCCAACCAGUUCCUGUUCAAGCUGCUGCACAAGUUACCACAGAACCUAAGAAAAUGAACCCAUUUUUCAAAUCAGAACCUACUUCAACUACUUCAUCUUUUGAUUUGAAAGCUGCUGAACAACAACGUAGAAUCCAAAGAGGAUUGGAAGAAGAUUCUGACGAUGGUUGGUCAGAUUCUGAUGACGAUGGUGCUAAAGAAGCUAAUAAACCAACUUCACAUGCUGUACUUCCUGUUCCUGUAGCUCCAUCAAUAACGCCUACUAUGAGUUCUUCAAUUCCGUUGGUACCUCCGGUAGUCGAUGCUGCAACAACUAACGCACCCAUUCCGAUAGCACCUCCAUUACCACUUGUGGCAGCAGAAGAAACAAAUGUGCCAGUUCAAACAGGAAACAACUUUGUUCCACCUCCUCCACCUUUACCAAACAUGGGAGAUACAUCCCCCUCAGGAGCACCUGUUCCAUUAGCUCCACCAAUCCCACAACCCCAAUUGGACCAAACUGUUGAGAAACCAACGCUUAUGGCCCCACCCCUACCACAGGUUACUCCUGCUGUUGCAGAUGGUAAUACCUCUUCUAACUUCGUUCCACCACCACCACCUUUACCAAAUAUGGACGGAUCAACAACACCGGCCCAACCUGCUACUGAGGAAAGCCAUGACUUAGAUAAUGAAGAUUCAGAUGUUCUGUCAAUUCCUGAAUCUGUUGAUUCAGUCGAUAAUGAGGGAGAAAAUGCUGCAGAAGUUCCUCCAUCAGUUAUUCCACCACCUCCACCACUACCAUUUUAA
Messenger RNA from Naumovozyma dairenensis CBS 421, 4221 nucleotides. RefSeq lists its product as uncharacterized. The transcript has a single exon. Lineage: Eukaryota; Fungi; Ascomycota; Saccharomycetes; Saccharomycetales; Saccharomycetaceae. Gene Ontology annotation, biological process: endocytosis; actin cortical patch assembly; endosomal transport. The record is from RefSeq and is a predicted model, not a curated record. Gene Ontology annotation, cellular component: actin cortical patch; cytoplasm; nucleus. Bases 1 to 4221 code for a protein of 1406 amino acids. Gene Ontology annotation, molecular function: protein binding; calcium ion binding.